AUGUCGGAAAAUGUGAAAAUAGCUAUUAUUACUGUUUUAAAUCAAAGUGAAUAUUUUUCGCUGCAACUGGAUGAAAGCACAGAUGUUGCUGGCGGAGCUAAUUUAUUAGCUUUUGUUCGUUUUGAGUUGAAUGGUAAUAUUGAAGGAAUGCUGUUUUGUCAGUCUUUGUCGACAAAAACAACUGGCGAAGAGAUUUUUAAAUCUGUUGAUAGCUUUAUAAAAGAAAACGAAGUAGAUAGGUCAAACAUACAUAGAGAGGCUCUUGCAGUUAAAGGUUUGGACGAGUGUCUCAAAAAAACUCUUGAUGGUGCAGUUAAAAUCGUCAACUUUAUUAAAGCAAGGCCUAAAAACUCCAGACUGUUUGGUGUUUUGUGUGAUGAAAUGGGAAGUAAACACAAACAGCUUCUACUUCACUGUGAAGUUCGUUGGCUGUCAAGAGGGGACUAUGAUGGAAAACUUGCAAGUUCUUACUUAGAAUUGGUGACCGAUGAAAACUGGUUGAAACGAUUGACGUAUUUGGCGGAUAUUUUUUGUGCUCUCAACGUUCUUAAUUUAACUCUGCAAGGCAAAGACAUUCACAAGUUUUUUGUGCAAGACAAAGUUGAUUUAAUGAUAAUCAAGCUUCAACGAUGGGCUCUAAAAGUAGAACAAGAUUCCUUCGAUGCAUUUCCAGUCCUACAUGAUUUUUUUGAAACUAACGAAGUUAAAAUUGAUAAAGCAACAGCUACAACUAUACAAGAUCACCUCAAAUCUUUAGCUUCCAACCUCAGAAACUACUUCCCUAAAAUUGAAGAGGAAAUCCAAUGGAUCAGAAAUCCCUUUGAAGAAGAUUACUUGAAAAAAUUGAAAAUAUCUGCAAAUGAAGAAGAUUCGUUGAUUGAAAUAUCAUGUAAUCAGACUUUAAAAUCGUAUUUUAAAAGUACACAAUUAGUGCCAUUCUGGUUAAAUGUUCGGAAAGACUAUGAAUGUGACUGUGAACGUGCUUUUUCUACUUUAAUUUAUUUAAAAAAUAAAUAUAGGAAUAAACUGAAUGUUGAAAGUGAUUUAAGACUAAAACUAACAAGUUUUAAUCCAGAUAUUGACUUUCUCGUGAAGAACAGGCAAUGUCAAAAAUCACAUUAA
This is a messenger RNA of Sipha flava (yellow sugarcane aphid), 1122 nucleotides long. RefSeq names its product zinc finger BED domain-containing protein 5-like. The coding region runs from base 1 to 1122 and encodes 373 amino acids. The record is from RefSeq and is a predicted model, not a curated record. The transcript is spliced from 4 exons. Lineage: Eukaryota; Metazoa; Arthropoda; Insecta; Hemiptera; Aphididae.